Messenger RNA from Lotus japonicus, 1162 nucleotides. Its product is annotated as NAC domain-containing protein 104-like. Gene Ontology annotation, biological process: system development; regulation of DNA-templated transcription. The record is from RefSeq and is a predicted model, not a curated record. The transcript is spliced from 3 exons. The coding region runs from base 328 to 885 and encodes 185 amino acids. Gene Ontology annotation, molecular function: DNA binding. Lineage: Eukaryota; Viridiplantae; Streptophyta; Magnoliopsida; Fabales; Fabaceae.
UGCUGCCACACUCACUCUCUCCAACUCACUUUUGGUGAUCCCGUUUCUUGAGCAAGUACCUAUCCAUCACGUUCCGUUAUCCGCAGCCUUGGUUGCUUGGUGUUGAGUGCUUCCGUGCCAACAAAACUUAUCAAAUAUUUGAUGAGAUGUAUGUGUUUUGUAAUUGUACCUGAUUAAUGCCAUCUUCUAUUUUACGUUAGACCCUAAUAUAUCUAUCUCUCUAUCUAUUCAUUAUACCUUCUUUGCACUAUAAAUGCCUUCCUUUCCAAACCAACCUUGACCAACACCACCUUCACUACCUCUAUAGCUACUUCUCUUGUUGCUUUAAUGGGAGAUAACAAUGUCAACCUUCCGCCCGGAUUUCGAUUUUAUCCAACAGAUGAGGAGCUUGUAGUUCAUUUUCUUCAUAGAAAAGCAGAACUUCUACCUUGCCACCCCGAUGUCAUCCCUGAUCUUGAGCUCUACUCAUAUGAUCCAUGGGAACUUGAUGGUAGAGCUUUGGCAGAGGGAAAUCAAUGGUACUACUACAGCAGAAGGACACAAAAUAGGGUCACUGAGAAUGGAUAUUGGAAGCCAACAGGAAUUGAAGAGCCAGUGAUUUCUAGCACAAGCAAUAAGAGAGUUGGCAUGAAGAAAUAUUUCAUGUUCCAUUUGGGAGAAGCCAAAACCAAUUGGAUAAUGCAAGAAUAUCGUCUAUCAGAUUCUGCUUCCUCCAGCAGCAGAUCAUCCAAAAGAAAAUCACAACAAAAAACAGAUUUUAAUAAAUGGGUGAUAUGUCGUGUUUAUGAGUGCAAAGAAGAUGGUGAUGAUGGAACAGAGCUUUCUUGUUUGGAUGAAGUUUUCUUGUCACUUGAUGAUCUUGAAGAAAUAAGCUUACCAAAUUAGCCUAUGCAAGUGAUUGAUUUAGCUAGAUAGCUGCAUUAUCUAAAUGGGAUAAUUAAUUAAGCUGAUUAAUUGCUUGUGAUCAUUAUCAUCCGUUAUUAAUUUACUGGCAGUAGUUAAUUAAAUCCAGUAGCAAGUGUAGCUGCCAUUGUAACAGUGAAAUGGCUAGAACUAGAUUUUCCACAGCAGCCUCUCAAGUGGGGCACUAUGUGAGAUUCAUGUUCAACCAAUAUGUAAUAUGACGUUAUGCUUCCAAAGAUCCCAUUCACUACCAUAGUCA